AUGGGCUUGGACUUCGAUGUCUUUGAAUUUUGCAAAAAACUGCGGCAAAACCGGCCUCCGCCGUAUCAGUGCCCUUUAGAUAAGUGUGACAAGGUUUACAAGAGCUUGUGUGGAUUACAGUAUCAUCUAGUUCAUUAUGACCACGACAACCCUACGCCCGCGACCCCUGCUGUUGCCAACCAUCGUAAAAAGGGAAGAGGCAGGGCCGCUGUACCAACUGGAGAUAUAGCUCUUCAGAGCCCUCCUAAAGAAGCUUUAACUUUUGCUGAAGCCCAAAAAGUAGUCCAAUUUGAGAUAGAUGGUAAGAUCAGUAGAAUUGCAAUAGACCAGCCACUAGCUAUCAUGUCUUUGGAGGAAUGGGAGAAAAAAAAUGCUGAGUUAGAGAAACCAUUGCCUGUAGUUGAACCUCCUCCAGAACCUUAUGUCAAGUUACCUGAAGCAAGUUUUCAGAUAAUUCCUGACUACAAUGUGUUAGAUGCACCGCCUCGGCCAAAUGCCUAUAUUCGUUUCAUAGAGAAAUCAGCUGAGGAGCUAGAUGGAGAAGUAGAAUAUGAUGUUGAUGAAGAAGAUACUGCUUGGCUGGCUAUCAUCAACAAGACAAGAGCAAAGAAUGGUUUACCCCCUGUUACUGUUGAUACAUUGGAGUUGUUGAUGGAUAGACUUGAGAAAGAGUCAUAUUUUCAAGCAACUCAGAAUGGUCAACAAACAGCAGCUACCGUAGAUGAAGAUGCUGUAUGCUGUAUUUGUAUGGAUGGGGAGUGUCAAAAUACAAAUGUGAUUUUGUUCUGUGACAUGUGUAAUCUUGCUGUGCAUCAAGACUGCUAUGGAGUGCCAUACAUUCCUGAAGGUCAGUGGCUGUGUAGGCGAUGUUUGCAGUCACCAUCUAGACUAGUGAAUUGUGCUCUCUGUCCUAAUACUGGAGGUGCCUUCAAACAAACCGAUCAAGGCACAUGGGCGCAUGUUGUAUGUGCUCUAUGGAUACCGGAAGUGCGGUUCGCCAACACCGUUUUUUUGGAGCCCAUUGAUUCAAUAGAGAUGAUCCCUGCGGCGCGGUGGAAGCUGCAAUGUAUGGUGUGCAAACAGCGGAGUGUGGGCGCGUGUAUACAGUGUCAUAAGAGCAGCUGCUAUUCCGCUUUCCAUGUUACUUGUGCACAGCAAGCCGGUUUAUACAUGAAGAUGGAGGCUGCAGGCGCGGGUCGAGAUCCUAGCCAACCAGUGCAGGUCGCUAAAAUGGCUUACUGCGAUGCUCACACGCCCGCGCAUAUAUUACAGGAAAGAAAAGCACAAGAAUCCGAGUGUGACUCCAAAUCUAAUGAUCUGUCAGCAAUCAGGCAGAAGGGUCGUGACAAAAUAAAACAGUUAAUUGUGAAGCUAGCUCGUCGUGUCUUAGCUCUAAAGCGAACAUGGGCACCAGUAGUGUUAGUGCCAACUUUACCAGCUGAUAGAGUAGCUGAAGUGGCUGCUUUGGCACCAGGCACUCCCGCCGCCCGAGCUCAGCUCAUGAAACGAUUACUUGCUUAUUGGACACUCAAGCGGCAUAGCAGGAAUGGAGUGCCUCUGCUUCGGAGGUUACAGAGUUUGACAAGUCACCAUGGCAGCAGGGGUAUCCAAGAUGGCACUGUAAAUGUGAGGGAACUCUGCAAUCAGCUCAAAUAUUGGCAGAGAAUACGACAGGAUUUGGAGCGGGCAAGGUUAUUGUGCGAAUUAGUUCGCAAACGUGAGCGUCUAAAAGCGGAAUACACCCGGGUGUGGGAGCGCUGCGUGCUACAUUCUCUACGACCGGAGCGCGCUGCGCUACACAAACUGCUACGUUUGCUACGACAGAAGGACACUAGCGACAUAUUUACUGAACCUGUCGAUUUACAAGAGGUACCAGAUUACAGUACCAUAGUCAAGCACCCAAUGGACCUCAGCACAAUGGGCAAGAAACUUGACCGUGACGCCUACAAGUCCAUAGACGAUCUAGAGGCCGACUUCAAGCUUAUGAUCGAGAACUGCCUCACGUACAAUAAUAAAGACACCGUGUUUUAUAAGGCUGGCGUAAAAAUGCGUGAGCAAUGCAUGCCCAUCUUCCGCCAAGCUCGGCGGGACGUGCGCGAAGCGGGUCUCGUAGAUCUGUGCAGUGCCAGCCCUGAGCCUAGCCCUCGCACCAGUCCUGUGCGCCAGGCCAGUCCAUUGCGAACGCUCAGUGGACGGAGAAGUGUUAGCCGAGCGGCUAGUAGACCCAGAUCAAGCAGUGAGAGUGAUCACACACCUGAUAGGCGUAAUGAGCGUGGGGUAUCAAUGGCUCGCAGUGAAAAACGACAGUCAGUGGCACGUCAUGAUUCUGAUGUGGAAACUACCCUGGAGCGCGCCUCAUCUCCCGCGGACGGCGGUGGUGGUUCGGAGCCGCGGCGCUGGUGGCGGCGCGGGCGUGGGCGGGCCCGGGGCCGCCGCGGGGGACGGGGGCGGGGACGAUCUGUCAACGCUACUGCGUCUGCACGUACGUUGCGAGAUACUGUUGAAAAUGAAACUCCGACUUCAGACUCUGAGAACCCAGCAACGAUUAGGAAAAGCGUUGACCGAACUCAUAAGCUUGUUACACCCGAGAAGUCCCCACCCAAACCAGAGACUACACCUACCACACGAGAUACACCAAUUACUACAGGUCUUGGACUCCUUGGAGGGUUAAGAAAACCUACGUUAUUUGUCUCACCGUCGUCUAUCACUACACCACCGAAAAGCUUUGGAUCUGAUGCAUCCCUGCCGACCCUAUCAGCUAGCUUAGGCCGGUCGAGCUUAGAUCCGUCGCCGAAGAAGAAAGGUCGCGGCAGACCCAGGAAGCAAGACAACGAUAAGUCUACGUCAUCGCCUGAUCUGUUCAGAUCAGUGCAAUCUAGUGAAGGCAAAACCUUGUCAACGCCAGUGCCAGCCUCAUUUCUGCAGUAUAGAGGACCUCCAGGUGAAGUCGGAUCGGAUAGUGACCUGGCACUGUCCAGGUCUUCCAGCAGUAGUUCAGCGUGGUCACAGUCUUGUUCGUCUUGCACGCACUAUGACGAUGACGGGUCUGAUCAUUCGUGUUCUAUGAGCUCAAGCGAUGGGUCGAGCGACAACGAGCCGCUGGAGUGGGCGGCGGAGGGCGCGGGCCCCUCGCGCCGCCGCUCGCGCCGCGCCGCCGCGCACCACCACCCCGCAGACACGGAGCCCUCCACGCCGCCCAAGGGCCGCGGUACCCGUUCGUCAGUGUCUAAAACGCCAGUAAAAGCGACUCAAGCGUCAAACUUACAACUAGAACCUUUGCAGCUCGUCUGGGCUAAGUGCAGAGGUUAUCCUUGGUAUCCAGCUCUAAUCAUCGACCCAAAAAUUCCCAAAGGAUUCAUGUACAAAGGUGUACCAUUACCGGUUCCACCGCAAGAUGUGCUCAACCUAAAGAAAAACCACUCACAUGAGCCCGUUCUGUACUUAGUUCUCUUCUUUGACGUAAAACGCACAUGGCAAUGGCUACCACCGAACAAACUUGAGCUCUUGGGCAUAGAAAAGAGCGUGGAUCAAGCAAAAUUGAUUGAAUCUCGAAAACCGACAGACCGGAAAGCAGUCAAGAAGGCCUAUGGUGAUGCCAUGCAGUUCAGAAAGCAAGUCCUUGGAGAUGAUAAAUGA
This is a messenger RNA of Arctia plantaginis, 3636 nucleotides long. NCBI's taxonomy places the organism in Eukaryota, Metazoa, Arthropoda, Insecta, Lepidoptera, Erebidae. The record is from the annotation of a GenBank genome assembly.